Molecule: messenger RNA, 228 nt
Organism: Blastomyces gilchristii SLH14081
Lineage: Eukaryota; Fungi; Ascomycota; Eurotiomycetes; Onygenales; Ajellomycetaceae
Exons: 1
Coding region: 1-228 (75 amino acids)
Source: RefSeq, a predicted model, not a curated record
AUGGCUGCAAGAGAAGCAGGAGAAGAUGUGACAAUGAGAGCAGUGCUCCUGCAGCUCAUUGACAUCACUGCCUUCAACCUGGCUUUUCUAACAGUCACAGAGGCCGCAGCUGCACCACAAAGACAUUUACUCACUAGAAAACAUCAGAAUAAGCCCCUUAUUAUCUCUCAAGUGUGGUUCGGAAGAACGUACGACCGUCGGAUAAUAACGCGGCCGCUUCCGAACUAG